Molecule: messenger RNA, 2386 nt
Organism: Solanum stenotomum
Lineage: Eukaryota; Viridiplantae; Streptophyta; Magnoliopsida; Solanales; Solanaceae
Product: DEAD-box ATP-dependent RNA helicase 1-like
Exons: 11
Coding region: 228-1769 (513 amino acids)
Cellular component (GO): nucleus
Molecular function (GO): nucleic acid binding; ATP binding
Source: RefSeq, a predicted model, not a curated record
UUUGCAUAACAUAGAGCCGCCCUCCCCAACAGAACGCGCCGCUGUAAAGCAGCCAUUAACGGCGAACAGAGGUUUUGUCUCCGGUGAACCAGUGAAGCUUCAAGCUCCGACACGAACCAGCCAGCGAGCUCGAAGCUCGCGCAACCGAUAACAACCAAAUUUCACCAGUGAACCAGCGACACCAACUCCGGCAAAACAGUUUUCAGCUGAAAAAAGUGAGCUUGACAAUGGAAGAAGAUAAGGGGUUGAAGAAAGAGAAGAAAAACAUCCCUGUAUUGCCAUGGAUGAGAAACCCAGUUGAUAUUACUACCUUUGAUCAAUGCUCUCUGGAUCUUUUGCCUUUUAUUGAUCUCAGGUUAGUGGUGGCUUUGAAGAAUAUGAGCAUCACUUCACUCUUUCCCGUGCAACUUGCUGUCUGGCAAGAGACGAUUGGACCUGGCUCUUUUGAACGAGACCUUUGUAUAAAUUCACCUACAGGGAGCGGGAAAACUCUUGCUUAUGCCUUACCAAUUGUUCAGAUGCUGUCUACACGUUCUGUUAAAUGUCUUCGUGCACUAGUGGUCUUGCCUACUAGAGACCUUGCAUUGCAGGUCAAAGAGGUCUUCUCUGCUCUUGCACCUGCAGUAGGUCUGUCUGUCGGCUUGGCAGUAGGUCAGUCAUCAAUUUCAGAUGAAAUCUCCGAGCUCAUCAAGAAACCCAAUGUUGAGUAUGGCAUAUGUUAUGAUCCUGAAGAAUUCUCAUACGAGUUACAAAGUGCAGUAGACAUAUUAGUGGCAACUCCUGGAAGACUGAUGGACCACAUCAAUAACACUGAUGGUUUUACGCUUGAGCAUCUAUCUUAUCUUGUUGUUGAUGAAACUGAUAGGUUAUUAAGGGAAGCUUAUCAGUCCUGGCUUCCUACUGUCAUUCAGUUGACCAGCUCUUCUGUUGAUGGGAACUUCCCUUCUGCUGCUGAUCUUCUUCCUUGCACUUAUGGUUCAUUGAAGACAAUCAGAAGAAUGGGCACCGAAAGAGGGUUCAAGGGAAAAGCCUAUCCAAGGCUGGCAAAGAUGGUUUUAUCAGCCACACUAACACAAGACCCAAGUAAACUUGCUCAGCUUGAUUUGCAUCAUCCUCUUCUUUUGACGACUGGAGAAAGACGUUACAAGCUUCCUGAAGAACUCAAAUCAUUUAAAGUGCUAUGUCAAUCGAAGCUUAAGCCACUUUAUCUAGUUUCCCUUCUUCAAAGUCUGCAAGGGGAGAAAUCAAUUGUUUUCACAUCAUCUGUGGAGUCCACUCAUAGAUUAUGCACCUUGCUCAAGUUUUUUGACAAUUUGCAAAUUGAGUUCAAGGAGUAUUCUCGUCUUCAACGGCAAUCUGUAAGAAGCAAGACGUUGAGGGCUUUCCGGUCAGGGCAAGUGCAAGUGCUUAUUUCCUCUGAUGCUAUGACUCGUGGAAUGGAUGUUGAAGGAGUGAGAAAUGUCAUAAACUAUGAUAUGCCUGCAUAUAUAAAAACAUUUAUUCAUCGGGCAGGCAGAACUGCAAGAGCGGGCCUAAGUGGAUGUUGCUUUAUGUUAAUGCAUAAAGAUGAGAUCAAGCGCUUCAAGAAGAUGCUACAAAAAGCUGACUGUAACUCUUGCCCUACCUAUUCUGCUUCUUCUGAAGUGAUAGAGUCACUUCGCUCUGUGUACACCUCAGCUUUGGAGAAACUUAGAGAGAAUGUUGAAUCAGAAAAGUUUAAGAAAAGCAAGAUUAGGUUGAAAUCUUCAAAUGUGAGAAAGGAGAAGUGAAAAGCUGUCCAUGGUGAUAACUUCCAUUUUCCUAGGCAGUGUAGUCCUCUGUUGCAACCAGUUUAUGAUAUCAUGGUGAGUCGCUACAUUUUGAUAUUAUUGUGUUAUUUUCAUUUUUAUGUCAUUAUGUUUCUUGCUGCUUGCCUAUAGAUUGUUAGCAUUGUUCUUGGUUCUCUAGUUGAUGCCACACAAAAGAGUACAGAAAAAAGUGUUCCAAUGUUGUUUCUCCUGACAGUGAUCUGGAUGAAUCGUGCAGUCGGUGGAGGGUCAAAAAGACUAAUCCUGUUUGCGGGAUUGUGAAAGCUGGACUUUCCAUGAAGGUUCAUUGCCAAAAUUUGAGUCUCUUACGCUAUAACGAGAGAAAAAAUAUCAUGUAUAUAAGCAUCCAGGGACGUCGAUGGAGACGCCUUUUAUUUGGAUGGUAUGAAAAUAUUGAAUGGCUGGGAUUCUUCAUUGCUGGUGAAAAUUGAAAAAACUGGAGAUUCUCAUCUUGAACUAUGAUUAUAAUGGCAGUCGUUAACUUAAAAAAUGACAUACACCAGUUUUUGUUAUUUGCUGGAGAUCUUUCAUACUUCAAUUUUAUUUAUUUAUGUUGUAUAUGGGUGAUUCCUCGGGAA